UAUCAAAGACCACUUAACGGCCACAAAUGGCCUCUUCCUUUACCUCCAACACUCCGCAGCAAGUGCGUUUCGCUGCAGUAGCUCUCUGUAAGUCCCCAUCGAUUCCCAUUAUGUUCAAAUUCGAUUCUUUAUCUCAUUUUUUCACUUUAUCACCUCCCAAACAUACAAUUCGGCGGAGAAUAUCACCACCGCUUUGUGUAGUUGGAAAACCUCAUGUUAGCCGCACACAAGCAGAGAUAUUUACUACUACUACUACCGCUACUGAUCAUGAUAGUUCAACGAGAAAAACAUUUUUAACAACUAGAAGAGGAGCAACAGAUGAAAGGGUAUGUAGAAAACCUAAGAACAAACUUUCUGGCUCGCAAAUAGAGGAUGGAAAGAGGGUUAUAAAGAAUAAGAAUGCAGGAAAGGAUAUGGGUUUUAGAAGGAAAGGGAAAGUGGGUUCUGUGGAAACUACUGUAGGGGGUGAAGAUGAUGGUAUAGCAGUAAAAUUCUUGGAAUUUGUGGGCAGUGAAGUAGAUAAUAAGAAGAAGAUGGUGAGGAGCAAAAAAGAGAACGCUUAUAAUCAGGUGGGUCAGGAUAGGGGGCAAAAGGGGUCUAAGAAGAAGAAAAUUGAUGCUGCUGGAAGUGACUUGAAAUUUAAGUUUGAUAUGUGCUCGAAAAAUGGGGAUGUGAUUGGUGGAAUUCAAUUGUAUGAAUGGACUCAGAGAGAAGGAAUCAAGAUUGGGCAACACCACUAUUCUGUGCUUUUAUACCUUUGUUCCUCUGCGGCUGUGGGUGUUGUUCAACCUGCAAAGAGUGGAAGUGGUAGUCGGACUUUGAGUGCUCUAGAUGUGUCCGAUAAGGUAACUAGCCUGAACCCUGCGGAUUUAGUUGAGGUAACUGAUGAGAGUAGUAUGAAUUUGGGUGCUGCAGAACUGAGUACUUCAUUUUCAGAUAGUGAAACUAACAACAAAAUGGAAUUAGAUUCUAGAAGUACGUCGGAUAUAUUUGAUUGGUCUUCGACUCAAAAGCAGAACUUAGCUCAGUUUUCUAAUAAGUUUAGUAAGCUGAAUUCUCAGAGUGGUGAUAUUUUACCUUUGAAAGAUGGUUGUACUGAGGCUGACCAAGAAGAUCACGAAAUUCGGGUAAGUGAAGAUUUCAAAAGGUAUGCACUCCAAAAGGGAUUGGAGAUCUAUGAGAAGAUGGGCUCUGAUAACAUCCCAAUGAAUGAAGCAGCAUUGACAGCUGUGGCUAGAAUGGCAAUGUCAAUGGGUAAUGGCGACAUGGCAUUUGAAAUGGUGAAGCAAAUGAAGUCAUUGGGUAUAAAUCCUAGAUUGCGAUCUUAUGGUCCUGCCCUAUCUACCUUUUGCAAUAAUGGAGACAUUGAUAAAGCAUUUUCUGUAGAAAAACACAUGUUGGAGCAUGGUAUCUAUCCAGAAGAGCCUGAACUGGAAGCACUACUAAAAGUUAGUGUAGGAGCUGGGAAGGGUGAUAAAGUUUAUUAUUUGUUGCAUAAACUGAGAACAAGUGUGAGGCAGGUUUCAAAGUCUAUUGCAGACAAAAUUGUUGAAUGGUUUAAGAGCAAGGCAUCUUCAAGAGUGGGGAAAUUAAAGUGGAACGAGAGAGUGAUAAAAGAAGCAAUUGAAAAGGGUGGUGGAGGUUGGCACGGGCAGGGUUGGUUGGGUAGGGGACAAUGGAUAGUUUCACGUGCAGCUGUUGGAACUGAUGGAUUUUGUACAUGUUGUGGGGAGGAAUUGGCCAUAAUUGACCUUGAUCCUACAGAAACAGAGAAUUUUGCUGAAUCCGUUGCUUCUAUAGCGAUAAAGAGAGAGAAACAAUCAAGCUUCCAAAAAUUUCAAAAAUGGCUUGAAUAUUAUGGCCCUUUUGAAGCUGUGGUAGAUGGAGCUAAUGUUGGUCUUUUGACUCAGAGAAAAUUCAAGCCUUUGAAGGUCAAUGCUGUUGUUAAUGGAAUACGCCAGAAGCUUCCUUCUAAAAGGUGGCCACUCAUCAUUUUGCAUAACAGGCGUAUCACAGGAGACAAGAUGAACGAACCAAUGAAUAAAACUUUGGUUGAGAAGUGGAAAAAUGCUGAUGCACUUUAUGCAACGCCAACUGGAUCAAAUGAUGAUUGGUACUGGUUAUAUGCAGCUAUAAAGUUUAAGUGCUUAAUUGUGACCAACGAUGAGAUGAGAGACCACACGUUUCAACUUCUAGGAAAUGACUUCUUCCCCAAGUGGAAAGAAAGACAUCAAGUGCGUUUCAGUUUUUCUGAAGAUGGUCCAGCAUUUCACAUGCCGCCUCCCUAUUCUGUAGUAAUUCAGGAAUCAGAGAAUGGUCACUGGCAUAUCCCAAUAGCGUCAGAACAUGAUUAUGAAGCAGAGAGAGUGUGGUUGUGCAUUACACGUGCUAGCUCAAGCAUGGCUGGGCAAGGUUCUGCUACUAAACCUAAAGAAGUUCAACCUGCUGGCCAUGGAGAAAGACGUAGAAGUUCAAGUAGUGAAACCAAAACCAUAAUAAACUCUCGGGCAGCUGAUCAUGGCAUCGGCAACGAUAGACAAAGCUCACCUGAAGAAUUCUAUAAGAAUAUUAGAAGCCUUCUGUCUCAGUCUGUGUUACCAAAUCAAAACACAGUUUUAUCAGAAAUUGAAGCUGCCGAGGAACGUGGUAACUGUGUGAUCGAUUUUCAGAUAUAGCAGUAAAUGACUGUCUCGUUCAGGACACUGAUUGAUCCACUGGCGUAAGAAACAUCAACUCAGAAAUACCCUUUAGCAAUUUUACUGUCUACGAGCCUAUCAAUCAGGCUAAGAAAUGCAUAGAGGUCCUAUUUGGGAAAAGUAUUCUUCUAUUGCUAAGGCAACGACUUUUAUGUGCAGCAUUUGUUAUUUUACUACCUUUUUUGGGGAGGGGAUGGGAGCGAUCAGGAUAGAAUGCAUUCAUGUACCUUUGGCUGUAUAAUCCGUAUCGGGUUUAAGCUUAAUGCAUUUGAUUCUAAUGUACAAGGUUCGGCUGAUUUAUCCCCUUUUGUAGAGAAACAAAAAAUGAUGACCCUUUCAUAUAAAUGAAAGCUUCAUGGCAACAGUGUCAUUCA
Tripterygium wilfordii is the source of this 3070-nucleotide messenger RNA. Its product is annotated as proteinaceous RNase P 1, chloroplastic/mitochondrial-like. Lineage: Eukaryota; Viridiplantae; Streptophyta; Magnoliopsida; Celastrales; Celastraceae. The record is from RefSeq and is a predicted model, not a curated record. Gene Ontology annotation, molecular function: protein binding; ribonuclease P activity. Gene Ontology annotation, biological process: tRNA 5'-leader removal. The transcript is spliced from 7 exons. Bases 27 to 2675 code for a protein of 882 amino acids.